AGAGCACUUCGUUAUCCCGUCGGAAGCUUACGACCUAUUUGCCGAUUCUGUAUCAAGGGGCCGUGGACUGGAACAACAUAUGGUCCAAGAUUAUCCCGAGGUCUAUCCAGAUCUAUAUCGGAAUUCAAGUUGAGAAUACAGAGACGAAUGACUCAGGUCUGGACCAAACUGGUCUCAGUUGGAGAAGAGCUUCCCACAACUCCCACGGCAUCUAGAAAGUCCGUCAGAUUUUUCUGUGACGCAUUAUCCCCCAACUCGCAGAAUCUCAUGGUUGGAACUACCGACAUCUCGCUGUCGGUCAGCAUGGCCGAGAAAGACAAGACUGAUUUGAGCACUCGCAAAACAACCUGUGGUACUCAGGGCAAUUGCUCUGGACGUUAUAUCCAUUGGGGUAUCCACGAACAUCUGAUAUAUCCAAAUACAUACUGCUUUCUGGGCCCAUUUCAUAAUAGGAAUGGCGUGGUGCGCCUCAAUGCUGAUUCCUAUUAGAAAAUCGUGGCAUAACUAGUUACUGCGGCUCAUAUCACGAUAAUUCAGCUAGAUGUCAACAGCUCAUCUGCCAAUUAAGUGGCGACUUUGAAUCUUAUUG
Paecilomyces variotii is the source of this 589-nucleotide messenger RNA. RefSeq lists its product as hypothetical. The coding region runs from base 148 to 489 and encodes 113 amino acids. The transcript is spliced from 2 exons. The record is from RefSeq and is a predicted model, not a curated record. NCBI's taxonomy places the organism in Eukaryota, Fungi, Ascomycota, Eurotiomycetes, Eurotiales, Thermoascaceae.